AUGCCAGGUGAAGGACGCAGCCUCCGGUCGGGCAAAGACACAUCGUCAUCUACAAAUGGUGAAAAAGCACGCUCAAAUUCUCAAAGUUCAAGCUCAAAAGAUAAACCUGUACCAACGAGAGCCGCAGCCUCAAAGGGCAAGGCCGGGCCUGGGAGAAAGGGACCCAAGAAAGAGACUUCCAACGAUAAGCCACAACCAAACGGCCAGCCAAUAGAGAAUGGCGUAAAUGGUGUUGAAGAUGUUGAUAUGGCUGACGAUGGGCCUGGAAAGGAUGUAGCUGAAGAGAAAGAAGAAGAGAUGACCGUCGUCGUGCCUCCUCCGAAAAGUUCAAAGCUUGCCGGGGAGCCCGGAAAGGACUCAGAAGGCGACGUUGCCAUGGAUGUUACGGAGAAGGUGGAUGGUGAGGAUCAGAAGAAGGAACCAGUCGAUCCUAAAGUCAAGGCAGUAGCUGCUUACCUUUUCAAAAUAGAUAUCAAAGCCAAUUUCCAAUUACUUGAACGAGCAGUCGUCCAAUUUGACGCUCGCUUUACCUUGAGGGCUCUUCGAUCUAUAUCAUCAGUAAGAAAGCACCUCACGCCCGACGUCCUUGCUCAAGUCAUCACCGAAACGUACAAUGCCACGAAUCCUGUCGCUCAAACCCUGCUUGCUGCUCUCGGAAAAGAGGAUGCGCAUUUCCAGAGCUCUUCGGAGAUGGACAUUGACCUGCCUAGCAAAGAUAAAGCAGGAAAGUCGAAUACUUCACCAAAAGAUAUACUACCCGAAGUGGACACCUACCUCUCCAUCCUCGUGCAGAUCUACCUAUAUGACGAAAAGGCUAUCGAGUUUGGAGCUAAAUUCUCUAACAGCUUGAUUGAGAGAUUAAGAACCCUCAAUCGUCGUACCCUCGAUCCCCUCACUGCAAAGGUCUAUUUCUACUAUUCGAUAUUCUACGAGCAUCUAAAACCACUACCUCCCUCACCUAUGGCGCCUGUUGUGUCUAUACGCCCUCAUCUUCUAGCUGCCUUACGUACAUCUGUGUUACGUAAAGAUCAGGAUACGCAAGCCACUGUCACUACUUUGCUUCUCCGAAAUUACCUUUCAACGUCGCAUAUCACUCAAGCAGAUCUCUUGAUAUCGCACUCUCAGUUCUCACCUGCCGCUUCGAACAACCAAAUUGCGCGCUAUCUCUACUAUUUGGGAAGGAUACGUGCGAUACAACUCUCGUACACGGAAGCACACGAGCAUCUAAUAGGAGCUACACGAAAGUCUCCAGCAACACCAAGUGCACGUGGCUUCUAUCAGGCUGCUUCCAAACUUCUUGUGGUUGUAGAGCUGCUUAUGGGCGAUAUCCCCGAUCGGGCACUAUUCCGACAAGCCAAUUUAGAGCAAGCUAUGGAGCCCUAUUUGGAUCUUGUGCAGGCUGUACGCAUAGGGAAGAUGGAGGGCUUUCUCAACGUUGUCCAGACGCACAAUGCUGUAUUCAGACGGGACGGCACAUAUACGCUCAUUCUACGUCUUCGCCAGAACGUUAUCAAGACCGGUAUCCGUAUGAUGUCGCUUUCAUACGCUAAGAUCUCGCUAAGAGAUAUCUGCAUCAAACUUGAUCUCGAAAGUGAGCAGUCUGCCGAAUACAUCGUGGCCAAAGCGAUCCGAGAUGGAGUCAUCGAGGCGACCCUCGAUCAUGAGGGGGCCUUCAUGAAGAGCAAGGAGGCUGGAGAUGUCUAUUCUACGAGGGAGCCUGGCGAAGCCUUCCAUGAGCGUAUUCGUGCGUGCCUGGGCUUGCAUGAUGAGAGUGUAAAGGCAAUGAGGUUUCCCAUGAAUCAACAUCGACUUGAGCUCAAGAACGCGCAGGAAGCUCGGGAACGGGAGAGGGAGCUUGCCAAAGAGAUCGUAGAAGGUGAAAUGGACGACGACGAUGGUGCAGGGGGCGACUUCGAGGGAAUCUAG
Bacidia gigantensis is the source of this 1926-nucleotide messenger RNA. RefSeq lists its product as uncharacterized. The transcript is spliced from 3 exons. Gene Ontology annotation, cellular component: proteasome regulatory particle, lid subcomplex; proteasome complex. Gene Ontology annotation, molecular function: enzyme regulator activity. The record is from RefSeq and is a predicted model, not a curated record. The coding region runs from base 1 to 1926 and encodes 641 amino acids. Gene Ontology annotation, biological process: regulation of protein catabolic process; ubiquitin-dependent protein catabolic process. NCBI's taxonomy places the organism in Eukaryota, Fungi, Ascomycota, Lecanoromycetes, Lecanorales, Ramalinaceae.